GCCCCGACUCGACAGCUUUGGAAGCGCCCUCCACCUUUUUUUCCCUUUCAAACCUUGCGUGUACGUGUGUGUGUGUGCGUGGAUUUAUAGACUACCUACACAACAUAAUCUAAGAAAAGAAUAGGCGACGGAUCGCAGACGCAUGACAACAACAACGACGACGACGACGAAAAGACUCAAUGUCAGCAUAUACAAUUUAUAAAGAGCUGUUUCCACCACAGACGGUCGAACAUGUCAAAUACGGUCAAUUCACAACACCUGACGCGACGAAUCUCAUUGUAGCAAAAGCCUCGUUGUUGCAAAUUUACGAUUUUGUUGAAUACACGCCAACUGACACGAGUACGGAUUUUGAAAUCCAAGACGAGCAAGGUGAAAUUGAAUUAGACGAGAACGCCCAAGAUCGAUUCAAUGAAAAGGACGAGCAGGCACUCGCGUUUCCGAAACUCAAACCAUUAAAAAACGACUUGCUCGAAUCAAGUUCAGGAAGACUCGAGUUGGUCGCGCAAUACAAGCUCAAUGGAAACGUGGCUUCGAUGGGCAUUGUACGCACAGCAUCCCCUCGAGGCAAACAGGGUUGUGAUAGUCUGCUGCUUGCUUUCAAUGAUGCCAAGAUGUCAUUGCUCGAAUGGUCACCAUCAACCAAUUCCAUCGUCACUGUGUCGAUCCAUUAUUACGAACGAGAAGAAUAUAAGAAAGAAUUCUUGACGAAUCCUUAUCCACCGGACAUUCAUAUCGAUCCACAACAACGGUGUGCCGUCUUGAAUUUCUUUGGUGACAAACUGGCAGUGUUACCCUUUCGACAACCUGAUAAUCUCGAGAGCUCCUCAAACGAGAAAUUUCCGUAUUCUGCUAGUUUUGUAAUUGACCUUGAGUCUAUUGAUCGACGAAUCAAGAACGUUAUUGAUAUGGCAUUUCUGGGUGAUUACUAUGAACCGACAUUGGCUAUUUUGUUUCAGACCAAUCAAACGUGGACAGGACGUCUAGCCAAUACUAAGGACACAGUAUCAGUCGUUGUCAUUUCCCUCGAUUUAUCCAACAAGAUCUAUCCAAUAAUCUACUCACUCGAUCAUUUACCCUAUGACUGUCGACGACUCGUUGCCAUGCCCAAGCCCGUGAACGGAUUACUCGUACUCUCCGGCAAUUCAAUCUUGCACGUUUCGCAAGGCUCACCUGGCGUAGGCGUUGCAUUGAAUGGUUACACAAAGACAGUGACAGAAUUUCCUGGCAUGAUCUAUAACGACGAAACGAUCCAAUUAGAACUUGAAAUGGAUGGAGCCAUUGCAAUGCCAUUGAGCCAUGGACGGUGCUUACUGUUCUUGCAGAAUGGUGACUGGGUUGCCAUCAAGAUCAGACAAGACGGUAGCAAGGUUAUUGGUAUGGAUGUGUCCAAGAUUCCUUGGACUGAAACCGAUAUGCAGACGAUUAUUGCCAAGAGAAACAAUACUCCAUUGGCAUGUGUACCGACGUGUGUUGCAAAUAUCAAGGAUGAUGAAUAUUUCUUUUUGGGAAGCCGUGUGGGUGAUUCGCAAUUGAUUAAAUGGCGUUAUACGUCAGAUUCUGAAGCUGAGGAAUAUACCUUCCGAGUGUGCGAUACAUUAUUAAACUCGGGGCCUAUCGCUGACAUGGCGAUCGGUCAAACAGAUGAAUCAGAGGAACAACAUCAAAGCAAUGAUUUCAGUACUCUCCCAGAUCUUGAACUGGCCAGUUGCUCUGGCCACGGUAAAAACGGUGCCCUUUGCGUUUUACAGCGACAUAUUCGACCUAUCACGACCUUCCAAUUCAAUCAAAAUGAUUGCGAAGCUGUUUGGUCAGUCAAAUGCCGAAAGGAGCAAUAUUACGAAGGUGUCAAAGUGGGCGGCAACCUGCAUCAAGAAAUGGGAGCUACAGCCUGGGAUGCUACAGCAGAUUUUGGCACCGGCAACGUGUGGAGUACAGAUGGAUCUUUGGGCGAUACUUAUGAUAAGCUUCUCUUCAUUGGCAAGAAAAACAAUACCUUGGUGCUGGCUGCUGGUGAAGAAUUACGGGAAUUGCAAAACACGGAUUUCUACACUGCAGGACGAACUGUUCUAGUGAACACCCUUUUCGAUAAUACGCGUAUUGUACAGGUUCAUCGCAGCGGUGUACUCUUAUUAUCACCUGGUGGCAAACUUAUCCAAACUAUAAAUGUUAAAAACUCAAAGAUCGUUGAUGCCAGCAUACGGGACCCAUACAUUUUACUAAGAUUAAGCAACAAAAAUAUCAUGAUCCUCCGAGGAGACACAAACACAAAACAACUCUCAUCCAUGCCCAUCCCAGCUUCUAUCUCCGAAAAGAAGAUUGCACUUGCUAGUGUUUUCGCCGAUACCACAGGAUUGUUCGCACGUAUAACCGACAAGCAAGCAGAACUAGCAAAAACACAGCAACUACGUAAACCAUCGAGCGAACGAAAACGCAAAAUGGAGCAAGCCGAGUCCUUGCAAUCCAACAAAAAGCAAUAUUCGGGUCCUACAUCCACAACUACAACAACAACAAACGACCUCGAUUUUGACGAAAUUGAUCUCGACUUGUAUGGUGAACAAGACACGAUGAUGGAUAAGCAACAGGAACAAAAAAAAGAUUCGCCAAAGCAAUCUGAUGUUGUGGAAGAAGGUGAUGACAACAACAACGACGACGAUGACGACGAUGCGCUACUUUAUGGUAGCCAAAGUGAUACACAAAACAACCAAAACACAACCAUAGUGGAUACAGGGCUGGGUGAUAUUGAUGAAAUCAAUGUCAGUGUCAAGGGCACCUUGAGUGAAAUGACCCGCAUUACAUUCUGGUGCCUGGUGUAUGCCAUGGACGGCACGCUGCAACUAUUCAGUCUUCCCGAGUUUGAAGAGUGCUUUACGGCACCACUGUUCAACAUGUUAUCGCUACUGGUGACGGAUCGACGGACAAGUAACGAAUCAGAACCGAAUGCUUCUUCUUCUUCUACAACAACAACCAAUGGCACUGCAUCAGAAACAAAGACGGAUCCUGUAGCAGCUACGAUAGCAGAAGAAGAACACGUAGAUGCUGGUUUGAUCCAAGAAAUAUUAAUGACCAACAUUGGCAAAGAACGCAAAGAUCCGCAUUUGGUUGUACGAACGCGAGCCAACAAUAUUGUUAUCUAUAAAGCAUUUUCAUAUGUCCCUAUACCUGGAGAUACCAAUGAUCUGGAAAUAUCCGAUCGACACAACGAAAGCGUGGAGGGCAAGCGGUUAGCAAUACGGUUAUCCCGGGUACAUCACGAAUAUGUAUCGCGAGAAACAGAGCUUGUGGUCGACAAUCAACAAGAUCAAGCUAUGCUGUCAGCAAACGGAGAUGAUGAUGAUGAUGAUGAUGCUGGCGUCGAUGGCAAUGAGAGCGGAUCGAAUCAGAACGGUGGCCGCCUACAACAACAACGACGACGACUGCUGAUACCGUUUGAUGACGUAGCAGGGUAUACUGGUGUGUUUGUGGCGGGCUCGCAGCCGAUAUGGCUCAUGUGUUCAUGCAAAAGCUUUGUCCGUGUCCAUCCAAUGAGUAUACAAAACAAUGAAGAUAUCAUUGGCUUUACUCAAUUCCACAACGUCAACUGCCACCAUGGCUUCUUGACCAUCGACUCCAACUCUAAUUUACGGUUAUGUAAUCUCCCGACGGAUGGAAUUACAUACGAUAUGGACUGGGUGAUGCGCAAAGUACCGCUUGGACAGACUGUACACAAAAUUGAAUAUCAUCCGACAAUGCAUGUUUAUGCAGCCUUGGUGUCCGAGCCGAAGCCUACACGGUUACGGAACGACGAAGGCGCGUUUGUGGAUGGAAAGGAGGAUGAGGAGCGAGAGCCUGGUCAAUUUCUUCCUGUCAUGGACCAGUAUUCGUUGAUCAUGAUCUCUCCGGUCACAUGGGAAACUGUGGAUCGAGUCGAUUUCCAAGAAUAUGAGCAAGGGCUGUCAUUGCAUUGCUCGGUUCUUGAAUCCAAACAGACGAGUAGCGGUAAAAAGCAUUUCAUGGCAGUAGGAACGGGCUAUCUGCGCGGUGAAGAUACGGCUAUGCGAGGAUCUAUUUAUGUAUUUGACAUCAUUGAAGUGGUGCCCGAGCCAAACAAUCCACAAACGAAUCACAGGUACAAGCAUCUGCACACCGAAGACGUAAAGGGCGCAGUGACAGCCAUGUGCGACGUGAGCGGGCAUCUAGUGUCAUGCAUUGGCUCCAAAGUGAUUAUCUGGAGUUUUGAAGACAACGAAAGCCUGGUGGGUGUCGCCUUUAUCGACGUGCAAAUCUUUGUCACCAGCAUAUGCUCGAUCAAGAAUUUUAUUGUACUGGGAGACGCCCAAAAGUCGGUCUGGUUCUUGGGCUUCCAACUCGAGCCGGCCAAGCUGGUGCUGCUCGGCAAAGACUAUCAAUCGUUUGAAGUGUCGACGGCCAAUUUUAUUAUUGACGACAAGUCCAUGUAUCUGUUGAUUGGUGACACGGAUGACAAUUUCGACAUUUUCCAAUAUGCACCAUUCAACUUGCAGUCUUUUGCGGGCCAGAAGCUGAUGCGGCGUGGUGAUUUCCAUGUGGGUACACAAGUACGGUCGAUGGUGCGGUUACCACAAAUUAGCAGAACCAGCGACAAGUAUGAGUACGACAGACGACACUUUUGCUUAUGCGGCACAUUUGGUGGGAGCAUAUCUGUUGUGUCACCCAUACCCGAGAAAACAUUCAAACGACUCAACACGUUGUACGGCCAGCUGGUGAACGGACUGCAGCAUGUGGCAGGGCUGAAUCCGCGGGCAUUUAGGCUGAUCAAGGGCCACAAGCAGCGCAUGUCGUCAAACCGCACCAAGGCAGUGUUGGAUGGCGACCUCAUUUUUGAGUUUGCAGGACUGUCGGUGAACCAGCAACGCGAAAUGACCAAGCAGAUUGGUACGACGGUGGCAAGAAUCAUGGAGGAUUUGGUAGACAUUGAUAGCAGCAUCGACCACUUUUGAGUGGCACACACUACGGACAGGCAGUACUUGGUAGAAUAUUGAAAAAGGAAAUGUAAUAACUUGCUUUUGAGUUACACGCAAAUUUGCCCUUCUCUGAGUUAUGUGCGUUUGUGUAAUACUGUCCUGUAUUAUUUUUGGACUUGCUCUCUCUCUCGUCUGUCGUGCUAUAUGAGUACACAUAUAGAGAGAGUGAAAGUGUGCAAAACCUCCCCCAAAAAAAAAAGAACCUCCUCCUUCCCUUUCAACACUUUUUUUUUUCUUUUCCAUUGUUGACCACUUUCAACACAUUGCUGCCAUUCUUUAGCUCAAUUAUUGCAUGCUGGACGCAUAACACUCUUUCCUUUCCUUUUCGACACAACUUGUUUGACCGAAUCCAACGAAUCGACACCAUCCGACCUCAUUGACAGUGCCCAUUCUCAGCAUACGACAUACAUUCAUAGAGCAACAAAAGCCCAACCCACUCGUUUCACUACUAAUACCACAGAUACAUAUCUCU
This is a messenger RNA of Zychaea mexicana, 5451 nucleotides long. RefSeq names its product CPSF A subunit region-domain-containing protein. Gene Ontology annotation, cellular component: nucleus; mRNA cleavage and polyadenylation specificity factor complex. Gene Ontology annotation, molecular function: protein binding; nucleic acid binding. The transcript is spliced from 15 exons. Bases 180 to 4955 code for a protein of 1591 amino acids. NCBI's taxonomy places the organism in Eukaryota, Fungi, Mucoromycota, Mucoromycetes, Mucorales, Lichtheimiaceae. The record is from RefSeq and is a predicted model, not a curated record.